Messenger RNA from Cheilinus undulatus (humphead wrasse), 2752 nucleotides. RefSeq names its product progesterone immunomodulatory binding factor 1 (gene pibf1). Gene Ontology annotation, cellular component: centriolar satellite. Gene Ontology annotation, biological process: cilium assembly. Lineage: Eukaryota; Metazoa; Chordata; Actinopteri; Labriformes; Labridae. The coding region runs from base 359 to 2641 and encodes 760 amino acids. The record is from RefSeq and is a predicted model, not a curated record. The transcript has 18 exons.
CAUAGCUGAACCGUUGGCGGUUAGCAGGCUACUUGAAGCGGGACCCUUGAAAAUAAAAACACUUCUACAACCGCUGGGAUACAACAUAAGCUCCAUAAGAGCUUUUACACAGCGUCUAUUUUCAAUAUGAAUUUAUCGUAAGACAUUUUUAAACGCUGUUAAGUUUGCUCUAGCUUUAACUGAUACUCAUUCGGCUUUUGUUUUCGAUUCUCUUUGCCGUUAAAAUAGGACAUAAUGCGUGUUCCCUUCAUUCUUGACCUGAAAACACAAUAUAUUUGUCUAUAAAUGUCUCUUCUCUGAUAAAAAAAGCUACCAGUCUCACUAGUUAACGGUAAAAGGACCUGCAGGACGACACAGUAUGCCUCCCAAAAAGCAACAGCUGAGACCGACAGCAGCCAACGUCUCCAGCUCCCUGGACCUGGAGUCGGAGGAGAUCAGCCUGGAGACCACCGUGCCCACCACCGAGGAUGUCUCCUCUUCUGACGAACAACGAGACGGCUCCCAGAAAGUGACCCGACAGCUGAUCGAGAGGAAAGAGCUGCUGCACAACAUCCAGCUGCUAAAAAUCGAGCUCUCUCAGAAAAACCUCAUAAUCGACAACAUGAAAGCAGACCAUAUGUCAAAGAUUGAGGAGCUGGAGGAGAGGUUAAAUGAUGCUAUACAUCAGAAACAAGUUUUAGCUCUGAGACUAGACAGUCAGCUGAAAGUGGCACAAGAAGAGAACAGGAAGCAGCAGGUUCUACGUAAGCAGGAGAUGGAGACCAUCCUGCUCAGGCAGCAGCAGCUAGAGGAGACCAAUCGACAGCUGUGUGAGAGGGCUGGAGAGCUGCGGAGGUCACUCAGAGAUCUGGACAUCUCUGAGGAAAAAUACCAGGAGCUCAGAGACCUCCCUGAAGACAAGAUGUCCAUACAAGAAUACACAGCUAUGCGUUUCUAUGAGGCGGUGACUCCUUUGAGGUCUCAGCUGGCUGAGCUCAGUGUGAAGAGAGACACGGUGACUGCUGAGCUGGAUACACACAGAACACAGAUGAAGGCUUUACUAGAGAGCUACGAGGAGGAACGAAGGCUGCGUACUGAGCUUGAGCUGAGAAGUCAGAGAUUGACCCUCGAAUUAGCCGAUACUAAACAGCAGAUCCAAGAGGGAGACUAUCGAAGAGAAAAAUACCCAAGCAUCAAAAGAGAGCGCGACAACUUUGAAGCAGAUCUUAAGGAGUUAAAAAGAAGAUUUGAAACACUUGAGCUGUCUCAUACUGCACUGACCAGAGAAAGGAACACUCUUAGUAAAGAGAUGGCGAGUUUGCAGCAGUCAGCGACUCUCCUGCAGAAGGAUAAGGAGUACUUACAUAGGCAGAACAUGGAGCUCAGUGUCCGCUGUGCACAUGAAGAAGACCACCUGGAGAGGCUGCAGGUACAAUUAGAAGACACUAAGAAAGCAAGGGAGGAUGCCUAUGAAAAAUACAUAGCAUCCAGAGACCACUACAAGUCAGAGUAUGAGACAAAGUUGAGAGAAGAAUUGGAGAACAUUCGACUGAAAACAAGUCAGGAGAUAGACAACCUGCAGAGGACGUCCAGGGAGAUGUAUGAGAGGGAGAACAGGAAUCUGCGGGAGGCCAGAGACAACGCAGUGCUGGAGAAGGACAGAGCCGUGGCUGCUGAGCGAGACACUCAGUCCAGAUAUGACCAGCUGCUGGAGCAGUUUCGUCAGCUCCAGCUGGGGACUGACAGUCGGGUAGCAGAACUGUCCAACCAGGCCAAGCUGCACUCGUUCGAAGCCGAGCGUGCUCAGAUGAUCAAGGAUGAGACAGGGAAGGCCCUGGCUCAGUGCCAGGUUGAGUGUGAGAAACAGCAGAAGAAACUUGAGCUCCUGACCCAGGAGUUUUACAGGCUGCAGACGUCAUCAGAGAAGCGAGUGACGGAGCUUCAAGCUCAGAAUGCAGAGCAGGUGGCUCGGCUUCAGACGUAUGAAAAGCUUGAACAGGAGUUAGAUCAAGUCACCAUGCAGGCUGCUGAAAUUGAAAAUGAAGAUGAGGCAGAAAGAGUUUUGUUUUCAUAUGGAUAUGGAGCCAAUGUUCCAACAACAGCAAAGAGAAGACUAAAACAGAGCGUUCACCUGGCCCGCAGGGUGUUGCAGCUCGAGAGGGAGAACACAUCACUGAGGAGAGAGCUGGACACACACAAGUCACAGACAGGACAGAUAUCUGAAGAGUUGUUGGCAGCCAACCAGCUGUUACAGCAGACACAGCAGCCUUACAGCUACCUGAUAGAGACGGUGAGACAAAAAGACACUCAGAUCAGCUCGCUGAAGGAGCAUGUUGCCUCUCUUGAGGACAACGUCAGUUCUCUGAGAAAAGAACGAGCCACUCUGCAGCAGGUGAAAAACAACAUGGCUGCAGAUUUGGAGAGGCUACUCAACCAUCGAGAGGAGUUGGCCGUGAUGAAACAAGUCCUGAUCAGCAUGAAGUCCAGACAGGGGGAUGCUGUAAAUCUGUUGGAAUCAGAUAAAACUGCUAUCAGGACUUCUGGGGCAGGAAAACAGCAAUCUAAGCGAAUCAUAGAGGAAGAGUCUCCAAGCAAACCCAAACCCACUGUGUUUACAAAAAAAGAAGCUCCUGAUUGGUACCGAAAACAGAAACCCAAAUGAAAAUUUGAAACUACUGGUGCUUUUAAAUGUCACUCAGGGCUUUAGCAAUAAUGUUUAUCCAUUUUUUCUUGUAUAUUUGACUUGUGAAUGGCACAUCUUUUUAACAUUUAA